UAUUAUACAUACUGACAUAAUCAGUCGUCGGCGACAGGCGCUAGCAAGAUGCCGCUCAAUAAGAGAGGUCUGAAGAUCGUGAGCUUGGACGUGCAGGAUGUCAGGUUCCCGACUUCGCUGGGAGGCCAUGGAUCCGAUGCUUUGCACACAGAUCCAAACUACUCCUGUGCCUACGUGACUACGACCACCGAGAACGGCAGUCAAGGCUUCGGACUCACGUUCACAUGCGGCCGCGGCACGGAGAUCAUAGUUCUCACCAUCCGCUCGAUGAAACGGUUCCUACUGGGGAAGAACGCGACCGACAUCUUCGCGGACUUUGCGGGAUUCUGGCGAUCGCUCACCAAUGAUUCGCAAAUGAGAUGGAUUGGCCCUGAAAAAGGCGUUGCUCAUUUAGCGGCGGCAGCCAUUUUGAAUUCCCUGUGGGAUCUAUGGGCCAGAUUGGAGAAGAAACCUUUAUGGAGGCUUCUGACGGACAUGGAACCCGAGGAUCUCGUAUCGACCAUAGACUUCCGUUACAUUACUGAUGUGAUAACUAAGGAAGAAGCCAUACAACUGCUGAAAUUCAAGAGAGUGGGACAGAAAGAGAGAAUCAAGCAGCUAGAAGAGAAUGGAUAUCCCGCCUACACUACUCAAGCAGGUUGGUUGGGCUACAGCGACGCGACUCUCGAGCAGUUGUGCGGCAAGUACCUCAAGCAAGGGUUCACCCACUUCAAGGUGAAGGUGGGACUGAACUUCGAAGAUGAUUGGCGUCGAUGCAACACCGUGAGGAAGCACAUCGGCAAGGAUAAGGUCCUGAUGGUAGACGCGAACCAGGCAUGGAGCGUGAACGAGGCCAUAGAGUGGAUGAAGAAGCUGGCUCCGCUCAAACCGAUGUGGAUCGAGGAGCCCACGUCACCCGACGAUGUGCUCGGACACGCGGCCAUCUCUGAGGCGUUGAAGCCCUACGGCAUCGGCGUGGCAACGGGCGAGAUGUGCGCUAACCGCGUCAUGUUUAAGCAAUUCCUGCAGAGCGGCGGCAUGCAAUUCUGCCAGAUUGACUCGGCUCGCAUCGGUGGAGUCAAUGAGAUCCUUUCCGUCUAUUUAAUGGCGGAGAAACUGGGCGUAAAAGUAUGCCCUCACGCUGGCGGCGUGGGCCUCUGCGAGAUGGUGCAGCACCUCCAAUACUGGGACUUCGCGAGUCUAUCGGGUACCAUGGAGGGCCGGCUCGUUGAAUACGUCGACCAGCAGCACGAGCACUUCAUCGACCCAUGCAUUGUGGAAAACGCUAAAUAUCUCGCGCCUAAGUUGCCUGGCUACAGCACUCAGUUUAAAAACGGAACAUUAGAAAAGUUCGCUUACCCCAACGGAAGCGAAUGGAAGAAAAUGAUCAAGGAAGGAGUGUUCCCGCCUGCCGAUGAAGCUGAAUUGGUGAACCCUUAGAAA
Messenger RNA from Cydia splendana, 1422 nucleotides. RefSeq names its product mitochondrial enolase superfamily member 1-like. The coding region runs from base 49 to 1419 and encodes 456 amino acids. Gene Ontology annotation, biological process: amino acid catabolic process; carbohydrate catabolic process. The record is from RefSeq and is a predicted model, not a curated record. Lineage: Eukaryota; Metazoa; Arthropoda; Insecta; Lepidoptera; Tortricidae. The transcript is spliced from 9 exons. Gene Ontology annotation, molecular function: L-fuconate dehydratase activity; magnesium ion binding.